Molecule: messenger RNA, 3063 nt
Organism: Closterium sp. Naga37s-1
Lineage: Eukaryota; Viridiplantae; Streptophyta; Zygnematophyceae; Desmidiales; Closteriaceae
Source: the annotation of a GenBank genome assembly
AUGGAGGUCGCUCGUACCUCCAUGAUCCAUGCAGCUGCCCCCCAUCUUCUGUGGCCGUUUGCGGUCCGGUACGCCGUGCAUCAGCUCAACCUCUGGCCCCGUGUCUCCGUGCCAGAGACUUUGCCCACACUACGUUGGACGGGGGAGGUUGGCGAUGCGUCGCGUUUCUGGGUCUGGGGUGCUUGUGCCUUUGUCCGCGAUACCACUGCGGACAAGCUCUCCCCUCGCGCCAUUCCCUGCGUCUUCCUUGGCUUUGUCCCUGACGCGCCUGGCUGGCAGUUUUACGACCCCACCUCGCGCCGUGUCUUUGCGUCUCAGGACAUCACCUUUGAUGAGUCGGUCCCCUUUUACCGUCUCUUUCCCUACCACACUGCCCCUCUCUCCCCCCCGCCGCUCUUUCUUGCUCCAAGUCCUCCCCAGGUAGACCCCCUCCCCGCUCCAGGUCCUGCUCCUUCAAGUGUGUCUCAGGUAGACCCUGCUCCCUUGACUCAGCCGGUUGAGGUCACUGGUGACUCAGGUCCUACUGGGGGUGGUCCUGCUCGGGGUGCUGCUUUUGGGGGUGCUGAGCCUGGGGGUGCAGAGCCUGGGGGUGCUGAGCCUGGGCUCUCCUUGGAGUCUGAAGGUGCUGGUACUGGAGGUGCGGGCGCUGGAGGUUCUGGAGCUGCUGGAGGUGCUGGUACUGGAGGUGCUGGCGCUGGAGGUUCUGGAGCUGCUGGAGGUGCUGGUACUGGAGAUGCUGGUGCUGGUACUGGAGAUGCUGGCGCUGGAGGUUCUGGAGCUGCUGGAGGUGCUGGUACUGGAGGUGCUGUCGCUGGAGGUUCUGGAGCUGCUGGAGGUGCUGGUACUGGAGGUGCUCGCGCUGAAUGUUCUGGAGCUGCUGGCGGUGCUCGCGCUGGAGGCGCUGGAGCUGGAGGUUCUGGAGCUGCUAGAGGUGCUGGAGCUACUACUGCUGGAGCUACUAGUGCUGGUGGCACUGCACAGCUGCGACUCCUGGCUCCCCUCUCCCUGCUCCUUCUCCAUACACUGAGCAGACAGGAGGUCUUGCUGAGCACUGUCCGCACUGGUCGUCGUGGUCGUCGUAUUCCUCGUAAGCGUCCGCUGGCUGUCCCUGGCACGCACCUCAUGGCCCAGCGUCCUUCCUCUGCUCUGCAGCAUGUUCCCCUACCGUCCCCUCCUGCGACUUCCCUGCCUGACAUUCCAGACCCUGAGUCUGACCGCGCUCGUGUUUCUUCCCCUACUAUCACGCGUCUACUUGCCAUUGUUGUCACUGACCCUUCGUUUGAGUCCACUGAUGCGUCUGCUUUAGUCGCUGAGCUUGUUGACUUUGCUACUGCGUGUCGUCUAGACUACGCUGCUAGUCUUGUUGCUGAGUCUGAGUCUGUCUGUCCUCCGUCCGUCGGGGGUGAGUGUGCUCUUGGCACUGACGUCCUUGAGGACAGGCAGGAGGACUUUGAGUGUCUUGUGGCUGCUGUACCUCAUCUCGUGGCCAUGCUUCUUGCCCCUGAGGGAGACCCGGAUGCUCCAGACAUCCCGACCCCACGCUCUUACGCUGAGGCAAUCGCGGGUGAGUACUCCUCUCAGUGGCAGACAGCCAUGGACGCAAAGAUGGCAUCCUGGAAGUCCACAGGCACUUACGUCGAUGAAGUUCCCCCUCCUGGGGCGAACAUCGUCGAUGGCAUGUCGAUUUUCAGGGUGAAGCGGCCGCCGGGUUCUCCGCCGGGUUCUCCGCCGGGUUCUCCGCCUGUCUUCAAGGCUCAUUACGUUGCACGAGGCUUCAGUCAGCGACAGGGAGUUGACUUCUUCCAGAGCUUCUCCCCCACCCUGAAGAUGACCACUCUUCGGGUGCUGCUGCACGUCGCGGCUCAGCGUGACUACGAGCUUCACUCUCUCGACUUCAGCACAUCGUUCUUACAGGGCAGUCUGCACGAGGAGAUCUGGCUGCGCCGCCCACCUGGCUUCACUGGGUCGUUCCCUCUUGGUACCCAGUGGAGCCUCCGUCGGCCGGUCUAUGGUCUCCGGCAGGCGCCUCGUGAGUGGGACGACACACUGAGGACGACGCAUGCGGCUCUUGGGUUCGCCCCUUCCACUACUGACCCGUCGCUGUUUCUGCGCACCGACACUUCGCUGCCGCCGUUCUACAUCCUCGUGUACGUCGACGACUUGGUCUUUGCCACUGCUGACACUGAGGCUCUCGCCCUGGUGAAGGCGGAGCUGCAGAAGGGACAGACGUGCACAGACCUGGGUGAGCUGCGCAGUUACCUUGGCUUGCAGAUCACCCGGGACAGAGCACGCCGCACCAUCAUACUGACUCAGUCACACAUGGUGCAGCAGGUCCUUCAGCGCUUCGGCUUCACCUGGUCCUCGGCACAGGCCACUCUUCUGGCUACAGGCCACUUGCUCUUAGCUCCACCUUCGGACGAGUCCGUAGAGCCGAGUGGUCCGUACCCAGAGCUAGUGGGCUGCCUCAUGUACCUGAUGACCUGCACUCGACCUGACCUUGCGUACCCUCUUGGCAUUUUGGCUUGCUACGUGGCUCCUGGUAGGCACAGAAAGGUGCACAUGGAUGCUGCUAAGAGGGUACUGCGCUACUUGUGUAGUACAUCGGGCAUGGGGCUCGUUCUUGGAGGACGGGGUGACGUUGUCCUCACUGGACACUCUGACGCGUCUUGGGUUGACGACCUGGCUACACAGCGGUCGUCACAGGGUUACACAUUCAGCCUUGGCUCCGGCUCUGUUUCCCGGCGGUCUACACGCCCGUCUUCUGUUCUCAGCUCCAGUUGUGAGGCUGAGAUCUAUGCCACAGCCAUGGCUGCACAGGAGUUACGCUGGCUCACCUACCUGCUGACUGACUUGGGAGAGCGGCCUCGUUCUCCUCCAAUUCUGUACGUAGACAUUGCCAUUACCUUGUAUCAGGAGCACAGACUGGAGCACAGAACGAAGCACAUCGCUCUGCGUUACUUUCUGGCUCGAGAGUUGCAACAGCGUGGUCAGCUUCGUCUUGCUCACGUGGCCAUUCGGGCCAACACUGCUGAUAUAUUCACCAAAGGCAUUUCCGUCUGGUGA